Gadus morhua (Atlantic cod) is the source of this 3512-nucleotide messenger RNA. RefSeq names its product cAMP responsive element binding protein 3-like 4 (gene creb3l4). The record is from RefSeq and is a predicted model, not a curated record. NCBI's taxonomy places the organism in Eukaryota, Metazoa, Chordata, Actinopteri, Gadiformes, Gadidae. Bases 247 to 1554 code for a protein of 435 amino acids. Gene Ontology annotation, molecular function: DNA-binding transcription factor activity, RNA polymerase II-specific; RNA polymerase II cis-regulatory region sequence-specific DNA binding. The transcript is spliced from 10 exons. Gene Ontology annotation, cellular component: nucleus. Gene Ontology annotation, biological process: regulation of transcription by RNA polymerase II.
AAUCCCGACUAUGUGCAGUCAGAUAUUCUAGCCGUGCGCUGACGAGGCGUCCUGUCUGCGGAACAGCGCAACACAACUCAGGCAGCUGGUUGGGAUUUUUGGUGGAUAGAUUUUCUCACGACAAAGAUGCAGCAGGCUCCGUGCAAUCCUCCCUUUAGUUAAAAAGUUGACAAAUCUGUAAUGCGAACGCGGACCUCUCAACUGGGAGAAGACCUGCAUGUGACGGCUGCAGCAUAGCCCAGUGAGAUGGAUGCUGAGAUGGGGAGUGUGUUCCUCUCCGGGGGGGGGCCGGAGGAGGCUGAUGGGGGCCGGGCCUCUUGGAGUCUGGAGACGUCGUUCCCCUGCUCCGACGUCCUCUUCGCCAACCCGGAGAAGCCCCUGCAGGACUGGCUGGUAGACCCCAGCUGUGCGGGCCAACCGCAGGACAGCGACUCUGAGUCGGACGUCCUGCGGGCCAUCGACCCCAACAUGGUGUUCCCCAGUGGCACGGCCGGGGGGGACCCCACCUCCGAGAGCGACAGCGGCAUCUCCGAGGACCCCCCGCCCGUCCCGGCACCCCCCACGGUGUACCAGGUGGUGUACGACGUCAGCGGCCUGGGGAAGGUGGCCGAGGCCCCGCCGGAGGAGGGCGUGAUCUCCAUCGAGCUCGACGAGUGGAGCUCCCGCAUGCUGUUCGCCGACUCCUGCGUGGUGAAUGAGCUUCCUGUGAUGUCAUCGUCCCAGCUGGAGGGCCGAUACUCGGCCCCCACCCCCACCGACUCCCAAGCCAACCCCACGACCGGAGACUUCAUGCGGUUUGCAGACCUCCGGCUGACUGAGGAGGAACAGAGGCUGCUGAACCAGGAAGGAAUCGCUCUCCCCAACAACCUGCCUCUUACCAAGGCGGAGGAGCGGAUCCUGAAGAAGGUUAGGAGGAAGAUCCGUAACAAGCAGUCAGCGCAGGACAGCCGGCGCCGCAGGAAGGAGUACAUCGACGGGCUGGAGGGCAGGGCGGCGGCGUGCUCAGCUCAGAACAAGGACCUCCAGCGGACGGUGGACCACCUGGAGAAACACAACAGGUCUCUGAUGGCCCAGCUGCGUCGGCUCCAGUCUCUGAUCAAACAGACGGUCAGUAAGGGGGCCCAGACCAGCACCUGUAUCCUGAUCAUCCUGUUCUCCCUGGGUCUGAUCAUCCUGCCCAGUCUCAGCCCAUUCAGCCGGACUUCCAUCUCACAGGAAGAGUACCAGCCAACAGGAGUCAUUUCCAGAAACAUCCUAACAGACCCCGCCUCCUCCGUGCCAACACCAGACGACGCAGGCAGCUCCGUCGUCCAAUCAGAUCCCUUACCCCCCGACGUCAGCGAAUCAGGACCUCCCGACGACGACACGAAAGCCAAACCGGAAGUCACGAUCCAGCCUGAACUCCCAGCGUCUGAGAAUGCGGUCCAAGACGACGGCCAAUCAGGGAACACUUCAGCGGUGGUUGCCAGGCGGACGGACCCUCCGGCCAUGAAACCCAAAGACGAAGCUGGAAGUCUUGACGUCGGCAAACCGGCGCACGCGGACGAGAUGUAAACGCCUAGCAUGUUAGCUUAGCAUAGCAGCUCAAUCUCUUAACAUCUGUAAUCGUUAACAUUUUGCUCACGCUGCAGAGACUCGCCUGAGGAACCCGUUUGGUAACUGUGACGGUAGUUACGGAACCUGAAUCACCUUCUCUCACCAAACUAACCCAGAGGUCACCAGAGGAGUCCCCCAGUAAGACGCUUUGUCUCUGGAGCCCAGAACUGGUUGUCUCAAGGUGUGGCUCCCAGAACUCUUCCCCAAACCAUCUAUUAGCUUUCACCCGGAUCUCAAAACGGAAGACCUGUUCCUCUGGUUGGACCAGACGAGCAACCAGUUGAAGUCCUGUUUCUCUGAUGCUCCCUGGUGGCUUGGGAACUACAGGGGAGACAACAGAGUAGAGCAGAGUAGAGCAGAGUGGAGGUGACACCAGCAGCAGAAGGCCUGAAGCCACCCAGAUAUACCAGACAGAUUUGAAUCAGGCGUUUUAAAGAGCCUCUAAUUCACCACAAGAGACUGACAUCACAGAGGGAGUGUUGUAUGAUGUACGUUUGGGAAAUGCUCUUGAGCAGCAACCUCCAGGGACAAAUCUAGGAUACAAUUAUUUUUUUAUCUACAUGCGAGUCAUGCAUACAAAUGGCUAUAUGGCAUCACCUAUAGUCUCCAAAUCAUAGACCAUCCAAAAAAAAAGCAAACGUGGUUGAUGGCCAUUUUACGCAAGCAACACUAUUUCCAGAAGUAAGAGGCAUAAAUAUUUAGUUGCACAAAAUAUUUUUUUACUUGAGUAAGUACUUGAGGUACUCUCCGCCCAAAGGCAAAGAACACACUCUGCCUUAUAAUAUUCAACCCUCCAGCCCAGAUUAACUAAUUCGAUCAAAUGUUUAUAUGGCUGAGAUCAGCUCGCUCCGAUGUUUUGAUUGGACCACACUUAGCUUCCAGUGUCUGUCUCAGUGGUCGGUCAACACAACCUUCACAGCCACGAUGGGGCACUUGUUAACGAUUGAUAUGGUUCAUUUGUCUGACAUACAAACCCACUCAUCCCCCAUCUCAUCACCAGGUCUGAUGUUGAUGAGCUGUUACGAGCCAACUAGCUUCUGGUGAAAUAACCCAUGUUUACCAGAUAUAUGAUAGAUCACACUGCCGGCGUGUGAUCUACCAGUGGACUGACCCAGUGGUAGGCUGAUCUGUCUGUCAUAUUUCUGGGCGGGGAAGUCGUGUGAUGUCACAGGGGGGGGGAAUUGUGAAAUGGCUUGUUUGGCUAAUCAGCGUCACAUCUGGUGGAACAAUAGGGGAACUGUAAAUUAAUUGUUUGUGAUGUUAUUGUGAAAUUGAAGACUAAAAACAAGAAUUGCAUCACAGAGUCAACUGGCAACUUUGAAUAUGUAUGGUUCUGCGCCGAGUUGUCUCACUGGUACAAUUAUUUCUCGAAUUUUGACCAAACAGAUUUUUAUGCACUUGUUUGGAGAUUCUUUGUUUGAACAAUGGGGCAACUUGCCCUUUGGGGUAUCUGAUGUCGACAUGGAUGGAGACCUCGUUUUGGUAGAGCUGGGAGGGUGGUCCCAAAAUGUAUUUUCUGGCGUCACUAUUUCAACAGGAAAGGUUCCUGAGUAACACACGCUAUUACUGCAGCCUCAUGCUAGCUCUACGCCUUGGUUUAUUUAAAGGGAAGUAAAACGUGUAGGGAAGCCAACCAAAUAACCAAAAUUGUCUUUUUUCUGUUAAAGUGCCUGUUAAAGUUGUUAUUUUCAACACAUUGGAAGUAAAAUCAUCUUCCCUUUUUCUUAUAAUUUAUUUUUAGUUCCAUGAUGGUGGCAAUAACCAAAGUUAAGAGCUUGAAAGAUGAUUUUAGACUUUUGUUGUCUUUAUUAUAUUGUUUACAAGUGAAAUAUAUUGUUUUUAUGUACGAUCUGAAUAUUUGUGGAUGCCUUUCUGAGCUGCCAACCUCCAAGUGAAUAAAAGAUAACGAACAGUGA